AUGAUGAAAUCAUAUACUACUACAUCAUUAUUAUUUAUAGUAUACUUGUUAUCAAUAUUUGUAAACGUAAAUAAUGGACAAAUAUUUUUUAAUACAUCAUCGGUGUGCACACAAGCAGCACCAUGUCAAUGGAAUGAUCCAACUAUUUGGAUUCCCAACGGUAUCCCAACUAGCUCUAGUGCCGAGAUUGACGUAGUCAUCGAUGGAAACAGCACCAACAUCAUCUAUAUUGUCGCAAGCACCGUAUUUGAAAUACAUAAUUUGAAUGUUCAAUUUACAGUGUUGAGCAUUGAGGCCGGUGCAACUUUUGACGGAGCUUUCACCGCCGAAGACUCUGACAUUAGUAUUGCCAACAACCCAGUGACGGUCGAUAGCAUCAACACGACAAACGGCACUCUUACUCUGUUGACAGGAUCGAUGUUGUCAGUGUCCAACAUCGCCUUGUUCUACGCCACCCAAUUUGUGGCAUCUGACAACUCAUCGGCCCUGUUUAACGGAAAUGCUACGUUCCAAGCACUGCCACCACCCCUUUUCCAAGACGCAUCAGAGUUGACUUGUCUGUCGGAAUGUACCUUCCACGCUGGUGUCACGGUCAAUAGCACCGGUCACACUGGUCUCACCAAUGUCUACCUCUACAUGACCAGUCAGUUUGGCGAUGUGACUUUGGUCGGCGAGAUGGUCAUCGUCCCCGAAGCCACCGCCAACAUCCAAGGAUCGUUCUAUGGUAGCGCUCAGUCAUUCGUGUCUGUGUCUACGUUGGCACUGCUCUUGAUCAACGGACAGCCCCAGACGGUCACAUUCAACCAACUCCAAGUCAACGAGCAAGGUACCGUCCAAAUAGUCAAUGUCGCCAACGACGUGACUGGCGCCACUAGUUAUAUUGCCGGAACCGUCCUUUUCGACAAUUGUCUCGGUACCACUUCGUUUGGCCAAACGACCGCGUUUGCCAACCUCCAAGUCGCCGGUGUCAUUGGCGAGCUCAUCCUCAAUGCCGCCAACAUUGGCAACUUGACCCAAGUCCAAAGUCAAGUGCCCAACGCUCAACCCAACGUACGUAUCUCGUCGGUUGGCGACGUCACCCUCAACACGUUUGGCAGUCUGCUCAUCAACACCAUCUUUGACGUUGAGCAGGGCGGUUCGCUCUUGCUCAAUGACGACGUUGAGUUUGCCGGUCCAGGUGGGUUCCGUGUCUACGGUGAGUUCACCAUCAACCAAGCCACCAUCACCACCGAGAACGAUCCCGACUAUCCAGCAGUCAUCGGUAUCACACUCUACGGUGGUGUACUCUACACUGAAAACACCACCAUCGAUGGAGUUGUCCGUAUUGCCGAUGGUACAUGGUUCCCAGUCGACACAACCAUCGUUGGCAACGUCAACUUCCAAGGUGGCUAUCUCAACUUUUCAACUGCCACCAAUCAAAACCUAAACAUCUCUGGUUCAUUGACUAUUGGCGAAGGUGCAACCAUCUACCUCAACAAUGAUCUCAUUGCCGAAGAUGACCCCAUCGUCUUUGUAUCGGGUAAUGUUACUCUGGGCGGUACCAUCGUUGCUAUCAUGCAAGACCCAUUUUCACUCGUCUACAACAAAAACUAUUUUAUCAUCGAGUCUGAAACCUCGAUCGACGGUAUCUUUAUCAGCUCGUCUGUAGUCACUAGUUUUGUCUCCUCGUUUGAAUACGAGUUUGAACUCAGUCCAGGUGGUAACUAUUUCCUCCAACUCGUCUUUACCGAACCACCCGUCCCAUCUGGUGGUCCAACCGGUCACAUGGCCGGCUGGAAGGUAUUCCUCAUCAUCCUUUCCAUCCUUGUCGUCCUCGGUGGUGGUAUCUAUGGUUUCCUUCGUUACAAGAGAAAUAGUGGUUAUUUACCAGUACAUUAA
Messenger RNA from Cavenderia fasciculata, 1878 nucleotides. RefSeq lists its product as uncharacterized. Lineage: Eukaryota; Evosea; Eumycetozoa; Acytosteliales; Cavenderiaceae. The transcript has a single exon. Bases 1 to 1878 code for a protein of 625 amino acids. The record is from RefSeq and is a predicted model, not a curated record.